Messenger RNA from Saprolegnia diclina VS20, 1176 nucleotides. RefSeq lists its product as hypothetical. NCBI's taxonomy places the organism in Eukaryota, Oomycota, Saprolegniomycetes, Saprolegniales, Saprolegniaceae. The record is from RefSeq and is a predicted model, not a curated record. The transcript has a single exon. The coding region runs from base 8 to 1114 and encodes 368 amino acids.
GCUCGGUAUGGUCAAGGGAUUGCUGUGGUUCGUGGGCGCCAUCCUCGUCACGGCCUCGUCGGCCAAGGACGAGCCGUCGCGCAUGCUCCGUGUGGCGGCGCACACCACCAAGGGUCCGUCGCACUUGGGCUACCCGAUCAACCUUGACGGACCAGUGGGCACAAAGUCGGCGCCUCUCGUGACCACCAUUCUCGACGAGCCCAGCGACGAUGGCUCCUGGGAUGCCCCCGACGAUGACGCGUCGAAGGACGACGAUGAGGAGCCCACAGAUGAGCCUAUCGAUGACGACACCACCGACGAGCCGACGGACGAUGACAGCGCGGACGAGCCAAACGACGACGACGAUGACAUGGAAGUGCUGGCAGAGAGCGAGGACGAUCCGAUGGUGGAGGACUCGGCGAGCACGAACAAGAACGAUACGACGCUUGAUCCGAGUCUCUUCGAGGACGACGACAUCCUCACGACGGCGCCGCCAUCGAGCAAGAGCCCCGAAGACUCGGCCAGCACAAACAAGAACGAUACGACGCUCGACCCGAGCCUUUUGGAAGAUGAGACUCUAGAAGACGAGGACAACACUUCGGCGCCCAAGGAGCCAGAAGACUCGGCGAGCACGAACAAGAACGAUACGACGCUGGACCCGAGUCUCUUCGAAGAUGAGACUCUGGAAGAAGACACUGUGGACGACGAGGACAGCACUUCGGCGCCCAAGGAGCCGGAAGACUCGGCGAGCACGAACAAGAACGAUACGACGCUUGACCCGAGCCUCUUUGAAGAUGACGAUAUCCUCACGACGGCGCCGCCAUCGAGCAAGAGCCCGGAAGACUCGGCGAGCACAAACAAGAACGACACGACCCUCGACCCGAGUCUGUUCGAAGACGGCACGCUCAACACGACGGCGCCCGUCAAGGCCAUGAACUUGCAGUCGGAAAACACCGGUACGGCAAACGACAAGACCGGCGACAGCACGACGCCGUUCAUUGUUGCUGGUGGUGUCGUCGGCUGCGUGGCCAUCUUGGCCGUGACGGCGUACGUCCGCCGCCGCCCGGCCAAGCCCGAAGACCCGCACAAGUCGCGCAUGCGCUCGGUCUACGUGAUUGACGCGCACACGCUGUAAAUACCCCACUCUUCGUGUUGUAAUACAAAGUUUCCAUGUCCUUCCACAAAGGUCAAGUGCAA